UGCAAACGCAGGGAGCAGCGCAGGGCCUGUGCGCAUGCGCGGCCUGUGCAUGGUAGCCAGCAUGGCGCCGGUGGAGCAUGUAGUGGCUGACGCCGGGGCUUUCUUGAAGGAUGCGCCUCUACAGGACUUUGGAAAAAACAUCUACACCAUCCGGGAGGUGGUCAGAGAGAUUCGCGACAAGGCCACGCGCAGGCGGCUGGCAGUGCUGCCUUACGAGCUGAGGUUCAAGGAGCCCUUCCCGGAGUACGUGCGGCUGGUGACUGAGUUUUCCAAGAAAACCGGGGACUACCCCAGCCUCUCUGCCACCGACAUCCAGGUGCUGGCGCUCACUUACCAGCUAGAAGCGGAGUUCGUCGGGGUGGCUCAUCUAAAAAAAGAGCCAGAAAAGGUUAAAGUGAGUUCUUCCAUUCAGCACCCUGAAACUCCUCUGCACAUUUCUGGUUUCCAUCUGCCCUCCAAGCCUAAGCCAUCACAAGAACCAGCGGAUGGCGGCCACACUGCGGACGGGCCUGAGGACCUGGAGUUCAGCUCCUUCAUGUUCUGGAGGAACCCUCUGCCUAACAUUGACCACGAGCUGCAGCAGCUGCUGGUUGACCAAGGAGAGGAGGAAGAGGAGGCCGAGGAGUUUGAAGACAGUGAUGAUGAUGGGGGUGGCUGGAUAACCCCCAGCAACAUCAAGCAGGUCCAGCAGGAGUUGGAGCAGUGUGACAUCCCAAAGGACGUGCGCGUUGGCUGUGUGACCACAGACUUCGCCAUGCAGAACGUUCUACUUCAGAUGGGGUUGCACGUGCUGGCAGUGAACGGCAUGCUGAUCCGAGAGGCCCGGAGCUACAUCCUGCGCUGUCAUGGCUGUUUCAAGACAACGUCAGACAUGAACCGAGUGUUCUGUGGGCAUUGUGGGAACAAGACCCUGAAGAAAGUAUCUGUGACCAUCAAUGACGAUGGCACCUUGCACAUGCAUUUCUCCCGAAACCCCAAAGUGCUGAACGCAAGAGGCCUCCGGUACUCACUGCCCACCCCUAAAGGGGGCAAAUACGCCAUGAACCCCCAUCUGACUGAGGAUCAGCGCUUCCCCCAGCUGCGGCUCUCCCACAAGGCCAGGCAGAAAACCAACGUGUUUGCCCCUGACUAUAUAGCUGGGGUGUCUCCCUUUGCAGAGAAUGACAUCUCCAGUCGCUCAGCCACCCUGCAAGUCCGGGACAGCACGUUGGGAGCUGGGCGGAGACGCUUAAAUCCCAAUGCUUCUAGAAAGAAGUUUGUAAAAAGAAGGUGACAUUGCAAGCCUUG
Acomys russatus (golden spiny mouse) is the source of this 1287-nucleotide messenger RNA. It is a transcript of the gene Nob1, whose product is annotated as NIN1 (RPN12) binding protein 1 homolog. Bases 35 to 1273 code for a protein of 412 amino acids. The transcript has 9 exons. Gene Ontology annotation, molecular function: RNA endonuclease activity. Lineage: Eukaryota; Metazoa; Chordata; Mammalia; Rodentia; Muridae. The record is from RefSeq and is a predicted model, not a curated record. Gene Ontology annotation, biological process: ribosomal small subunit biogenesis; maturation of SSU-rRNA. Gene Ontology annotation, cellular component: preribosome, small subunit precursor.